GAUUCCCAUCUCUUCGUCUCGUCCGCUGUUCCAUGUUCCCGCUGCUGAGGCGCCGGCCUGCCGUUUUCUGUGAUUGCUUUCUCUUCCCUGAUUGAAUCCCGCCGGCCUUCUUUUCCAUGCACCAUGUCCUCGGCGGCUCCUGCGUCCGCCGUCCCUCCCCAGGGCUCCUCCAGUGCCCGUCAGUCAGCGCGCCAGACACGCACGAACCCAUCUCGCACCUCUAAGACCCUGGGGCGCUCGUCUUUUGCCUAUGGACACUCGUCCAUGGCAGACACCUCCCCUACGCCUCCCAUCCCCCACGGAUUCUACCCAGCGAUCACACAUUUUACCGAUGCCAUCGCCGCCCUACCCCGAGAAUUUCGGCGGCACAAUUCCUUGCUAAAGGAGGUCGAUGCGAAGGCCUGGGCCUUGGAGGAUAACCUACUCCAGCUACUCAAGACGUCUUCAGAAUCACAGGCCGUUCCUUUUCCUCCCAACCCGGCUCCUGUCAUUGCAGGGGCGGUGCGCGAGGAUCUCUUGCCUGCGGGCCUCCCACAACAACCCGAAUCCGAAGACAGCAGAAACCGUCGGGUUCUCUUCGAUCGCGUACGCCAUACCCUCUCGGACCUGAUGAUGACGGCGGAUGAGAAAAAUCAUGUGAUUUCCAAUGCAAACGACGAGUUGGAUCGUCAGCUUCUGCGUCUGGAUACUGUCUUCCCUUUUAUUGCCGGCGAGAUCAGCGACGAGGCACGCCUCGGCAGUCUCAGCCAUUGGGCCUACUCCAAUCGCAAUGCAGCGGCCAAGGCUGCAGCCAAUGAGCGCCCUCGCCGGGAAGCUGCUUCCAAUAAGGAUAUAGUCCAUGCUAUUCAGGAGGCAGAGGCUGCGUCGCGAAGCGAGGCUCGACGUGAAGCUGUCAUGGCCCGGCGACAGCGCCGGGCGCACGGUGAGUCGGAUCUGGAGGAGGUCCGCGCUGCCGGCGGUCGCAAGGGACAGUCUAGCAAGGCGCGUGCCACCGCUGCAGGUGAUGCGUCUGCCGUGGGGAAUGCGCAUGCGACCACCGGCACGUCGGGCCAGACGAAACGUCGCAAAGUCGAGCGACCGCCCCCCGUGGAUACUGGCACUGCUAUGGAGCGCUCAGCCAGCGGCAAUGUGUCGGGCAGAGCGGCCGCCAAAGAAGGGUCCGAUGGGACGAAGAAGAGAUCCCGGGCACCGAACACAAAUACGGCAGCCGCACGCAAAAGGAACAAUACCGGGGUCUCAGCCACAGAUUCGCCCAUUUUGGCACCAUCACCGGUUGUCGGUGCUGCUGCCAUCCCACGAAGCGCAGCCAGUCCAGGGCCAGCUCCCGCCGCGGCGCGGCCGCAGUCAUCACGGACUCAACAGAAUACCAGCCAAUCUGCCAAUGGUCGCCAAAGACCCUCAUCGUCGGCCUCGAAUCGUGUUAACAGCAACAAUAAAACAAACGAGGCGAGGAUCACACCUAAAGAAAUCGCAUCCAAGACCGAUGCUCUUCCUCCGCCAAUCCCCGAAACGAAGCGCCGAGAAACGGAAACCGAGCCUGCCGACGCAGCUGCAUCGAAGGUUCCCACUCCUGUCGGGACUAAGCGUGACGACACGGACGGUAAACCGACCGAAUCCAUUGAACAGCGGGAAACACCGACAUUGCCGCCCUUGAACACGGCACCCAAGGGACGGUCGUCAAAGACGUCGACUCCCGUGACGACGACUUUCUCCGAAACCACCACCCAGCAGCGUGUACGUGCCACACGCAGUACAGACCCUGCACCGGCCAAGCGGUCACAGAAGAAGAAUGGCAGUACGCCUGUGGUGCAGCCGAGGGCACCAUCCGAGGAGGAAGAAUCCCUUCACGAAGGGGAUGACGAGGAUGAGGAAGGCGAGCCGCGGUACUGCUACUGCAACGAAAUCAGUUUCGGCGAGAUGGUUGCGUGUGACAACGACGCAUGUCCGCGUGAAUGGUUCCAUUUGUCCUGCGUUGGGUUGACAAAGCCACCCGGCAAGAAUGUCAAAUGGUAUUGCGAUGAGUGUCUUCAAAACCUGCGCCGCAGUCGAAGCGGACGGUAGACGCGGACGACGAUAACGAAGCGACAACAGACCAUCAACUGCGUGGUUUUCUAAUUGAUCAAUGUUCGGAGUAAAUAUAUAGACUUGUCCAAUCUAUUUUUUUCAACUGGUUAA
Messenger RNA from Aspergillus steynii IBT 23096, 2175 nucleotides. Its product is annotated as putative PHD finger domain protein (Ing1). Lineage: Eukaryota; Fungi; Ascomycota; Eurotiomycetes; Eurotiales; Aspergillaceae. Gene Ontology annotation, cellular component: Rpd3L complex; Rpd3L-Expanded complex; nucleus. Gene Ontology annotation, biological process: regulation of DNA-templated transcription. The transcript has 5 exons. The coding region runs from base 124 to 2061 and encodes 645 amino acids. The record is from RefSeq and is a predicted model, not a curated record.